Molecule: messenger RNA, 1535 nt
Organism: Chelonus insularis
Lineage: Eukaryota; Metazoa; Arthropoda; Insecta; Hymenoptera; Braconidae
Exons: 4
Coding region: 309-1370 (353 amino acids)
Source: RefSeq, a predicted model, not a curated record
CCAAUUUCGACCAGUAGAGUAUUUAAAGUAUGUUCAGGACAACCUAACUUGUGAACAAGGUUAGAAUCAACAUUGUUAAAAAAGUCUAAGAUUAGUGAUUUGAAGAAAUCAAAAAUUAAAAAAUGCCGUAUAAAAUAUUUAAUUAACGACAGUAAAGUGUUGUUUCUUAUAUUACACAUAUCAGAAAAUAAUAAAGUAAGGGAAGAAAUGUGUUUUUCCAAAAAUCCUUAUUUACUUUUCAACAUUAUAAAUAGAAGAUUAACUAUUAAUAUUCGACGUUUACGGUAACUUUAUCAGAAUAAUGAGAAAUGCGUUCCAAGGGUUUGCUGCUAUUUCUUAUUUGUUUAGUAGGAAGCACUGUUUUAUUUAUUGCAGUUAGUUUUCAACGUCCUUCCAUCCAAAAUUUGGUCACCGAAACUCAUAAACAGUUGAAAAACUUUCAGGAAAACUUGAAAGACGUUGAAGAAAAACGAUUUGUAACCGAUUCAAAAUUUUUGGCAUUGCUCGGGCUUGACAGACAACAAUUCACAACAAUAAGCUUACCGAAUUCACAAAAUGUAACUAUUGUCACAUUAAUUAGACCAGGAAUGGAAUUGAAUAUAUAUGGAUUUAUCAAAAAUGUCAGUCAUUUUUUGCCAACUAAUAAUAUUGUUGUAUAUGCAGUGUCUUUGAAUGAAGACGCGUUAUUUAAUUUACGAGCUAGUUGUAAUUCUACUAAAUGUAAUGUGAUUCAAUUUGAUUUAAAUGAUUUUCCUAAUCAUGCCGAAGAUGAUAGAUUACACGUCUAUCGGCCUCUAGUCAUUCAGGCAGCAUUAAAUACUUUAGGUAAUAUAUUAUAUAUGGACUCUAACGUACGAUUAAAUAAUACUGAUAUUUCAAAAUAUCUUUUACCAAAAUAUGGAGUAUUAACGUGGCAAACUAAGCAUGCAAUUAGUACUUUAACUCAUCCUAAAAUGUAUGAAUACUUUCGAGCUUCAGCUGAAAGUUUUUUCUUUCUUCCAUUAAUUCGAGCAUCGCACAUUAUAAUAAAAAAUACAAGAGAAAUAAAAGAAAAUAUUAUGUUACCUUGGGUUCAAUGUGCAUUGACAAGAGAUUGUAUUUGUCCAAUAGGUGCUCAAUCUGUAGGAUGUCGGUUCAAUAAGAAACCUCAAUAUCGCUACUCUGGCUGUCAUUCUUAUGAUACAUCUGCAUUGAAUAUUGUCCUAGGACUUUACUUCAAUUUUGAUGAAUCAAAGUACAUUAUUCAGGAACGUGAAUCGUAUUUCACAAAGAUUCAAUCCGAAGAAAUUACCGAAGAGUAUCUAUCAACUACAAGACAGAAUAAUGCCACUGAAUCAAAUACUAAAAACAUGAUAUUAGUAGAACGAUAAAUUCCAUAAGUUUAAGAUUUAUUUAAUAAUGUUUUGAAACCAAGGAUAAUUACUAUUAGUAAAAUUUAACUAUAAAUAAAAUCUUUGAUAGUAAUAAUUCAACUUCAGUGUCUGAUUCUGUUUUUUGAUACCUAUUGAGUGAUGGGUCUUUGAAAAAAAAGUUUU